Arabidopsis arenosa is the source of this 1775-nucleotide messenger RNA. NCBI's taxonomy places the organism in Eukaryota, Viridiplantae, Streptophyta, Magnoliopsida, Brassicales, Brassicaceae. The record is from the annotation of a GenBank genome assembly.
CUGCGGGUAAACAAAUUCUACUCAAAUCAGUCCUAGCCGCGAUGCCACUCUAUGCUAUGUCUUGCUUCAAGCUGCCGCUAUCCCUUUGCAAAAGAAUCCAGUCUAUUCUGACUCGGUUUUGGUGGGAUGAUAAACCGGAUAAGCGCAAAAUUAGUUGGGUAGCUUGGAACACUUUAACACUGCCCAAGUCUGAGGGAGGUUUAGGUUUCAGAGAGAUAGAGCAGUUUAAUGAUGCUCUUUUGGGUCGUAUAAGCUGGAAAAUUCUUCACUUCCCUGACUCCUUGCUAGCUCGUGUACUUUUGGGUAAAUACUGUCUUGAGAAAAAUUUCCUAGAAGUCACAGCCUCUUCCUCUUGCUCCCAUGGGUGGAGGAGCAUCUUGGCAGGGAGAGAGGUGCUCUUAAAAGGUCUAGGUUGGACAGUAGGUGAUGGCUCAUCUAUUAAUAUCUGGAAAGACCCCUGGUUAUCUACAGAUCUGCCCCGUCUACCAAUUGGUCCACCGACUGAAGAGAACCGUCAUCUCAAAGUCAGUGCUCUCUUGCAACCGGAGACUAACGACUGGAAUGCAGCAGCUAUUCAAAAGCACCUACCUCAGUAUGAGGAGUCUAUAUGCAAAUUGAUUCCUAGCUCUAAUAAGAAGAAGGAUGCACUUGUGUGGUUACCAGAGAGAAAAGGUUUUUAUACUACAAAAACAGGGUAUAUGUUGGCUAAAUUAAACUCAAACGCUCCUAUCUCUGAAAACUUUAAUUGGCAGCUCAACAUUUGGAAGAUCCGCAUACCCCCUAAGUUGAAGAUGUUCUUAUGGAAGGUCAAACGCAAAGCUCUCUCUGUUGGCAACAAUCUGAGUUGUCGCGGUAUUGUGAGUGACUUGCUAUGUAAGAGAUGUGGAGAGAGAGAAUCAGAGCUGCAUAUUUUGAUCCAUUGCUCCUUUGCGCGGAGAGUCUGGGACCUUGCUCCUCUCCACCGCACACCAAGAUCAGAGUCAUCUAGCUCUCUUGGUUCUCUGCUGACAUCGGCGAGACAGACCCAAGCUCUUCCUCCGUUGGGCAUUACUCACUCCUCUCUUUACCAUUGGAUCCUAUGGUAUAUAUGGAAGUCACGCAAUCUAUUGAUAUUUGAAAAUCGUAUUAUUACAGAAGAGGAGACAAUUACAAAGGCCAUUGUAGCAGCCAAGGAAUGGCAAGCAGCACAACCCAUAGUGAAGACUCCACAACGUUGUAGAACCACAAAUGUACCUCCUACUGAGGCUAGUUUGAUCCACGUACCUCUUAUUGAGGAUGCUACUCUCGCUAUACCUCAUAUUGAGGACUCUACUCAAGCAUUACCUCCUGAUGAGGUCCUGCUCUGUUUUACGGACGCGGCCUGGAAUGCGUCCUCUGGCUCAUGUGGUAUGGGAUGGAUUUUCAAGACUCAACAUAGAGUUAUCCAUCGGGGCUCGGCUUUUCGCCGCCAUACACCUUCAGCCCUUGCAGCUGAAGCUCUAGCAAUGAAGUAUGCGCUGACCGCAGCGUCUAGAAUGGAAGUCACCUCCAUCAAUGUUUUUUCUGACUCUCAAGUCCUCAUAUCUCUGCUCAAUACAGAGACCUCUACGAAUGAGCUACAAGGAAUUCUCCAUGAUAUUGCCUUGCUUUGUCAUUCUUUUGUUUCCUGUACUUUCUCUUUUAUUCCCCGUGAAGCUAAUGUAUUAGCUGAUGGUAUGGCUAAGGCAGCUCUUGCCUCCUUAAAUAGCCCUGCUCUGUAACAACUCUGUUAGUUUAUAUAAAAUCGGUUUGCCCAA